This is a messenger RNA of Peronospora farinosa, 342 nucleotides long. NCBI's taxonomy places the organism in Eukaryota, Oomycota, Peronosporomycetes, Peronosporales, Peronosporaceae. The record is from the annotation of a GenBank genome assembly.
AUGGAAGCUCGGAAGCUGCCACCCAUGCCUAGAACCACUCUCCCAUUUCUCAAGAACAUUCUGGACGCCGGUGGAAAUGCUGAACGGUUCCAUGACUGGCUUAAUGAACAAUCCAUCGAGUUCGACAACCGACCGUGGAUGUUCGCAAUCCCCGGACGUCCUGCUACCAUUGUGAUCUCGUCACCUGAAAUGUUUAAAGAUGUGCUGGUGACUCAAGACGAUAUUUUCCUUCGUGGACCUCCACCUCUUCUCUAUGCAGAUGAUGAAGGACGUCAUGGAAGCGACAGUGUGCGAGAAGUUAAGCGUGUUUUUGGAUGUCUUGGACAUUUACGCGAAGCGUGA